AAGUCAACAUCCCAUCCAGUGUGAAUGGAAGUAUAACAACAACAUUUUUCAUUAGUCAUUCGAUAUGAUUGUUUCACAACAGCUAUACGACUGUAUUACUGAACCAAGCAAGUGUGCAGCUCUAUAGUCAGAUCAUUAGAGCGAAAUGAAGUUAUAUCUUCUAGUAGUACUAAUCAUAUCUGUAGCGUUAGCUACAAGUUCGGAAUCUUCUCCACAAUGGCAUCCUAACUAUGCUAGACCCACGAAAGGUAGAUACACCAACAAAGGACUGGAGCUAACUGCAGCAAUCAACAACAACAAUAUGAGAGAUGCAAGUAAUCAGCUGGAAAAGUUCUCACAAAGUCAGCAUGUUGAUGAAAAUACAAAAUUAGUUGCAGCCUCUGCACGUGGUUCAACCAGUGAAGAAAACUCAGACUACAGACAUCAUCACCACCACAAUAAAUCGGAUAAGGAGUUAAGCUCUCAAGAAAAUAAUUAUAAAGAACAUCAUCAUUCUCGUGGCAAACUGGGAAGUCGUCGUCAGUUUAGAAAAGGGCGUAAAAGACAUCGACUUGAAGAACAGUUAGAAUCAGGCUACGAGAGAAACAAAGGCAGCAACGGACACAAGAAACGACAUCACCAAAAUAAAGUUCAUAGUACUAAAGGUAAUGCUAACACUGUUACGCACACACUGGAACACAAACCAACAGGAAACAAAAACAAUAAACAAGUCAAUACACCUGGAAAUCAAGUUCCAGUCGGAAAGUUGCCAAUACAAAACAACUGGCAAGGAGGUCCUUACCCAAUACCAGGACUUGGAUACUCCCCGUAUAAUGCGUUUCCAUACAAUCGAUUCCCAUUCCUCCCUCCUGUACCAGUUCUGUACCAACCACCACCACAGCGAAAGAUAACAAAUGGUCCGCCAUUAGGCACACAGAAUACUGUAACACCACCUCCUACCAAUACACCGAAUGGAGGCAACAAUAUGUACCCAGUUCAGAACAUAAAACAAAUUGAAGACACUUACUCAAUGUUUGGAAACGCUCUACGUCAGCUGCAGAAUGGUCGAAAUUCGAAUUUGAAUGAUGCACAACAUGUAACCUACAUUGUACCCUACAUCAGGCAAUUGGAGCACCUCAAAGCAAUGGUCUACAAUCAACUGAUGAAGCAACCCGGCUAUUCAAUGCCAUACGACCCAAUGAGUGCUAUGUACAAAAGACAACCUGUGAGUUAUCCACAACUUCUCUAUCAACGACUCAAUAGGAUUAACCCUCUGUCUAACCCCCUUCACCCUAAAUACCCAUACAAUAGCCCACUCGGAGAAAUGGAUACAAGAUAUGGUGAUUUACUACAAGCUCCACCACCAUUGCUACCACUUUAUAAUGCUCCGAUGAGGUACAGUACGACUCGAAAUGAGCUCCUAGAUCGUCUACAAUCUCUCUUGGAUCAAUAUCAUUAUGAUACCUAUACACGUCACGCUGUUUUACCAGUGAACGUACAUGUACAUGAAAACAGAGAGAGUACCUCACACCCUUCUUUAACAGUACAACGACCUCAAAACAUUCAUUACUACGUCGACCCGGCAUCAGAUGAACCCAGCCUCGACCGUGUGCCUCAAGAUCACAACAGUGGACCAGUCGAAAUACACUAUCAUUUAUCUCCACACACAGACACACAGCACAAAAGCACAGAGGGGGAUGGGCACUAUCAUGUGUACCUUCCUGAGCAAAAGACAGUCAAGUCGACCAAGAAAAUAGUCAGUGCUCGCGUGGGAGAAAAAUUGAAAGGGUUACUCAAUCAACUCGCUGGUAGCAAACAAACUAAUGUGCAGGAUAAACAAUACGAACUAUCAAUGAAGCCUCACACAUCGUACACAACACAAACAUUACCGAUAAAGACAUAAAGCUGAGGUAACCAUUCAAUAAAAUAAUGGUGACCAGUCAGUCAAGAUUGAAGUGCAGUAGCAGCAUUAGAGAAGUAAAGACAAGCUAAUUAUAAUAUCA
Messenger RNA from Halichondria panicea, 1982 nucleotides. RefSeq names its product protein transport protein SEC31-like. The transcript has a single exon. NCBI's taxonomy places the organism in Eukaryota, Metazoa, Porifera, Demospongiae, Suberitida, Halichondriidae. The record is from RefSeq and is a predicted model, not a curated record. Bases 146 to 1882 code for a protein of 578 amino acids.